CCCCCCCUCCGUCGUUUCCCUCCACGCCGGAGGAGCGCCGCCACCGGGGAGCCGAGGGCCGGGCCGGGCUGUUCGGCACCAGCACCGACAGUUCAGGUGCACCGGCGGGAGCAGGGGAACCAACCCUUCCCGAGGUGCUGUAACCUCGGUGGGCUUCGGGAGAGGAGGAAAGUUGCUCCCUUUCCUGCAGCAAGCCCAGGAGCUGCUGAACUGGCCUCACCUGGAAGGACUGAGCAGUUCCCACCUUUCCCAUCAGGUGCCUUUGCCGCAGCAAAACCACGGUAUCCGGGAGACCACGGGGAGCAGAAUAACACCCCCCCUCCUCCCCGCCCCUCCCGCUCUCGCUACACAUCGCUUGUUAUCUUCUCUGUCUCGCCGUGCUCCCGGGAUCACAGGAGGAUCUAUAACUGUGAUCUGUCACCGAGGAGAAGGUCGUGGAUGAACUCCCUUCCAGCAGGGCAACGAAUCACUUCUCGGCUGCUUAUUAUUAUCGUGUUCUAAGACCAGCCCUUUCCUGCUAAACUUGGCCUGGGAGCGUACAGCAGGAGGGGGCGCGGGGGGUGGAGAGCCAAGCCCAACAGCAUCUCGUGUGUUUGACUUUUUUUUCUUUCCCCUUCCCUCCUCCUUCCUUGAGACAGUUUGAUGAAUGCCUGCGAGAGGGGUAUGAUUUGCUAAGGCGCCUCUGGCAGGGCGGUGUGUGCGCGGUGUCAGCCCCGCCGCCGCCCCCCGUGGGGCUCUGAGCGGCCCGCGGCGGGGGACGCGCGUGGGAGCGGCUGCAGCGCUGCUCGGGCCGCCGCGCAGAGAGCGCCGCUGGGGCGGACCGAGCUCCGCGGCCUCUCACCGGGGCUCAGCGGGGCAUCACGGCUUUGGAAGGGGCGAGGAGGAAGAUAAGUAGAUCGCCCAACUCCGCCGCACCCUGAGCCCUGUGGGUUUGCUUCGCCAUCGCAGGGAGCGUGUGAAGACUAGACUCCAAGUGCCGCCUCUCCCCGCCACCGACGGGCUUAGCGAGGGACGGCCCGGGCCCGGCCCCGCGCCCAGCGAAGUUGCCUUCAACCGCGGAGCGGUGCCACCCGCCUCACUUUGCCGGGGUUGUUUUCUUGACUUGGCUUUGGAUAGAACGGACUUCCCUGUCUCCGCACCCUGAAAGUUGCCGGAGCGCUCCCCGCGGCGAGGAGGAGGGCGGCGCGCCCCGCGCCUCCCCGGGGCCGAGGCCGGUGGGCCCGGGCGGUGAUGAUGUGCGGCUGGGGGAAGCUCACCCUGUCCCUGGGGCUGCUGCUGGCGAUGGCGGGCGCGGUGGCGCCGCAGCCGUGCCCGGCGCAGUGCUCCUGCUCGGGCAGCACCGUGGAUUGUCACGGGCUGGCGCUACGCGGCGUCCCGAGGAACAUCCCCCGCAACACCGAGAGGCUGGAUCUUAAUGGAAAUAACAUCACAAGAAUCACGAAGACCGACUUUGCUGGUCUAAGGCAUCUUCGAGUUCUUCAGCUCAUGGAAAACAAGAUUAGUACUAUUGAGAGAGGAGCAUUCCAGGAUUUAAAAGAGCUGGAGAGGCUGCGCCUAAACAGAAAUAACCUCCAGUUGCUUUCUGAACUGCUCUUUCUGGGGACGCCGAAGUUAUACAGGCUGAAAUUGCUGAGCAGCAAAGAAGAUGUCUGGAGCUCUCUGAAGGAUGGGGGAUCCAAGUAGAAAGUGAAGAAGAAACAUGCUAGCAUUCAGACCCUUUCCACUCUUGAAGAAGCAAGGAUGCUUCUGUCAGCUGGGAAGAGGAAGGUUUGUGAUCACCAAGAAAGAGGAGAGUGAUUUAAAUAAAUGAAUUGAUAAUACAGCAAGGGACUUUUUAUGAGAUACGAAAUAGAAGAGACAAUAAAACUGCAUCUAGAAAU
This is a messenger RNA of Empidonax traillii (willow flycatcher), 1880 nucleotides long. Its product is annotated as slit homolog 2 protein-like. The coding region runs from base 1231 to 1683 and encodes 150 amino acids. NCBI's taxonomy places the organism in Eukaryota, Metazoa, Chordata, Aves, Passeriformes, Tyrannidae. The transcript has 5 exons. The record is from RefSeq and is a predicted model, not a curated record. Gene Ontology annotation, cellular component: plasma membrane. Gene Ontology annotation, molecular function: protein binding.